CGCCCAUGAUGUCCAUAAAAUGCCUUUGUAAAGUUUGUGGAACACCUUUAUCUAGGAUUAAGUACAGAUUAAACGUCAUAAGAAGAUAUGUAAGCAAUCCAUGGCGAGACGCAAAAUCUACUGAAACAAAUGUCAAAGUUGGUCAAAGUUCAUUGAAGAUCAGUACAGGAAAACUGGCAAGAUUUUCAGAUGGAGCAGCUGUAGUUGAACUUGGAAACACUUCAGUAUUGGUUACUGCUGUAAGUAAAACAAAAACCACACCAGCUUCAUUUCUUCCUUUAACAGUUGAUUAUAGACAGAAAGCUGCAGCUGGAGGUAGAAUACCUACAAACUAUAUCCGUAGAGAACUUGGUGCAUCAGAAAAAGAAAUAUUAACUGGAAGAGUAAUAGAUAGAUCUUUAAGACCGUUAUUUCCUAAAGGUUAUUUUUAUGAAACACAGUUAAUAUGUAAUUUAUUGGCCGUAGAUGGUGUAAAUGAUCCCGAUGUUUUAAGUAUAAAUGCAGCUUCAGCAGCAUUAUCACUGUCAGAUAUACCAUGGAAUGGCCCAGUUGGUGCUGUUAGAGUAGGAUAUAUAGAUGAUGAAGUUGUCAUUAAUCCUACUAGAAGACAGUUAGCUCUUAGUACAUUAAACCUCAUUAUAACAGGAUCGGACAAGAAAAAAGUAGUGAUGUUAGAAGGUUCAGCAGAAAAUAUUUUACAGCAAGAUUUUCUCAAGGCUAUAAAAGAAGGAGUAAAAGAAACACAGAAUAUUAUCAGAGAAAUACAAAAUUUACAAAAAAUAUAUGGUCAACCUAAACGCGAAUUUAUACCUGCAGCAGGCUGUGAUCAAGAAAUAUCAGAGGCAGUAAAAAGUGUAGCAGAAACUAGAAUUAAAGAAGUUUUAGAGGAUGUUACACAUGAUAAAAUAUCUCGAGACCGUGCAUUAUUUGAUAUUAAAAGUGAUAUGAAAGAGAUGUUUAAAGAAAGUUAUCCAGAUACAGAGAGUUAUAAAAUAGCUGAUUGUUAUGAUGCCGUUGUUAAAGAUGUAUUCCGUACAUUAAUUCUAGAUAAUGAAAAAAGAUGUGAUGGUCGUGGUUUAACAAAUCUUCGUGAUAUAAAAUGUAGUGUUGAUAUGUUUAAGACAUUACAUGGUUCAGCUUUAUUUCAACGUGGUCAAACUCAGGUUCUUUGUACCGUGACUUUAGAUAGUUUACAGUCGGCUUUAAGAUUAGACCCAAUGUCCAUUUUAACAGGGGAUUUAAAAGAGAAAAACUUCAUGCUACAUUAUGAGUUUCCACCUUAUGCUACUAAUGAAACUGGAAAACCAGGAGGAGUGGGUAGAAGAGAAAUUGGUCAUGGUGCUUUGGCUGAAAAAGGAUUAAGACCAAUUAUUCCAACCAAUUAUCCCUUUACAAUUAGACUAACAUCAGAAGUGUUAGAAUCAAAUGGUUCAUCAUCAAUGGCGUCUGUGUGUGGUGGUAGUUUAGCAUUAAUGGAUGCUGGGGUACCAGUUAGUGAAACAGCAGCUGGUGUAGCCAUAGGUCUGGUGACACGACCUUCGCCUGAGAACCCCAAUGAAAUACAAGAUUAUAAAAUAUUAACAGAUUUACUGGGUAUUGAAGAUUAUAUGGGGGAUAUGGAUUUUAAACUAGCAGGAACAAGAAAGGGUAUUACAGCUAUUCAGGCGGACAUUAAGCUCUCAGGGUUACCAUUAAAAAUAGUGGUAGAAGCCGUCCUACAGGCAAUAGAAGCAAAGAGUUAUAUUAUCGGAAUAAUGAAUAAUACUAUACCUAGAAGUAGAAGUGAAAGAAAAGAGUGGGGACCUGUUACAGAAAAGCUGAAUAUUCCAAUUGCCAAGCGAUCUCGAUUUAUUGGAAUUGGUGGAUACAACUUACGAAAGUUAACCAAUGACACAGGAGUACAAGUUACAACUAUAGACGAAUCAAAUUUUCAAAUCUAUGCUCCCAAUAAUGAAGCUAUGGCAGAAGCGAAAGAAAUGAUAGAAGAAUUUUUGAAAGAUGAUAGAGAACCAGAAUUAGAAUUUGGUGCUAUUUAUACCGGUACUAUAACAGAAAUAAGAGAAACUGGUUUAAUGGUUCAACUUCAUCCCAAUCUACAGCCAGUAUAUUUACAUAAUUCACAGUUAGAUCAAAGAAAGAUUAAUCACCCAAGUGUCCUUGGUUUCGAAGUGGGACAAGAAAUACAGGUCAAAUAUUUUGGACGAGAUCCUACAAAUGGAAAGAUACGGAUUUCUCGGAAAGUCUUACACUCCAUCCCAACAUCUAUCAUGAAAAACUUAGCUCCUAAGGGCUGAAUUGAUAUAUAGUAAAAUCAGAGUAACUCAAAGUUGAAAACAGCUCAAUUUGGCUGUUGUUAAAAUCGAUAACUACAGAAAUUGUACAGUGUCGGUUAAACAAGAUUUGACUGAAUAUACCAAAUAUAUAAUUCUUGGAUAUGAAUCAAAAUAUGGUUGUCUGUGUGUUCAGUAUGGUACUAGUCUAUUGUGACAGGUUUUUGUGCCAAGGAAAAAAAACCUUAAAAUUUAUGGAGAAAAGAACCUGAAUAUCUAUGAUUACCGCUUAAAAUCUAGAUUACAAUUAAAUGGAACAAAUGGUACUGUGUUGAAAAAAAAUACCUUUUGUAGUUGAACAAUUCUCUAAGGCAACACAAAUAAAAUAACUUGUUUCUCGGGCACCGCCCGCACGCAAAAUUGGUUGCGCGUGCAGUCUAUUUAUUAGUCUUGAUGAAAAAAAAUAAAUAUGUAACGCCCGCCCGCACAUCGACAAGCAAGUCGUAAAAAAAAUAUCCCGCAUGUACCUACAUCCGCCAUACAUGUAUAUCUAUUCAAAUGUAUUAAAACUGAUUCAGAUGAACAUGCUGUCUUUUUUAUCCGAACAAUGGCGAAGUUUGGCAGAUUUGCCUUUUUUAUUGAUAUCGAAAGAACCUCCAUUUUGUAUCACGUGAUAUUAAUUACCUCCCCUGAUAAACUAGAAUUUGAUUCGUGUUAAAAGUCAUUGGCGACAAUAUUUCAAUCAUUCGAUCGUAAUCGGUCCUUGUUUGGAAAAUCCUAUUGAUAAAAUAAUGAACCGUAGAACAGGUUAAUUAAUUAUAGCUAAGAAUACGAUACGAUGACGAUAGUCGUCAUAAUGCAUACCUUAGAAUCUGGGUCAUUAUUAGCACAUUUACGGUAGUUUCGAUAAUCCGGAAAAUAAUAAUUGGAUUACCGAUUUGAUGGUUUUACUGACCAGUUGUUAGUUAGAUUUAAAUAGUCAUUCAAUAUAAACACCGGAUAGAACACCGAAUAUCCUGAGAAACACACCGAAUAUCCCAAGAAACAGUAUUUCCGGCAAUCUCCAAUACCGAUGACACGGUGUGACAUGCAUUGGUUGGAAUUCGGUAAAUAAUUAUAAAUAAACCGGCGAUACUAGAUUUAGUUUUAAAUACUGUUUACCAUGAUUAUUAUUUUUGAUACACCUGGUGAAAGAGGCUUAGUUUUUAAAAAUAUUGUUGUCUUUAUGGAGGGCUAUUACAUAGUCGUAUGGAAUUUUAUUUUAAACCAAUUUCAAUUAUGUGAAUUAAAUAUGGAAAAUUAUUUUCCUUUCAGUCAGUGUUCAGUCUCAGUGUUUUAGUAGACUUGAUUUUGGGUUUAUGUUUUAAGUAUGUACAAUAAAGUUGAAUAUAACGGAAAGCAAAAACGUAAACAAGUAAUGACUUUCUCAUUUAAAAAAAAAAAAAAAGAAAGACCGCCCUCCCGCCCCAACAA
Molecule: messenger RNA, 3743 nt
Organism: Patella vulgata (common limpet)
Lineage: Eukaryota; Metazoa; Mollusca; Gastropoda; Patellidae
Product: polyribonucleotide nucleotidyltransferase 1, mitochondrial
Exons: 24
Coding region: 6-2294 (762 amino acids)
Biological process (GO): mitochondrial mRNA catabolic process; mitochondrial RNA 3'-end processing
Cellular component (GO): mitochondrion; cytosol
Molecular function (GO): polyribonucleotide nucleotidyltransferase activity; RNA binding; 3'-5'-RNA exonuclease activity
Source: RefSeq, a predicted model, not a curated record